AUGGUAAACUGUUUACAGCUAUGGUUGACCUCAGUUGGUAUCAAAUUGUUAGUGAUAUCUGUGAUAAUAAAUGUCAUAUUAAGAGAUGCAAAUGCCUUCUUCAUGACGGGACUUAUGUUUAGGCGACGAAUACGACGACCCGCUCAGACUGUGAUUAUCGUUAGAAACGGUGGUAAUGGUAAUGGUAUACUCAACUACCCGUCCGGCUAUAAGGAAAUGAUAUUAUCUAUCGGAGCAUUUUGUGUUAAGGACCAUAAGUGUGUGUCGACCGACACACAGAACGCACUCUACGCGUGCCUUAAGGACAGCAACAAUAGUACCGCCGCUUAUGUCGAAAAGUUCCAGAAGUGUACCACUGGUAGGACCGAGGGUUGCGAUAAGGCAGCCAUGAGUGGACUUCAACAGUGCGCCGCAAAAAUGGCCACAAACGGUAAUCCGCCGAAAAUACCGAAACCAAACAGUGAGUGUAUGCGGGAGUCGUUGACAAUCAAGAACUUGGAGUGUCUCAGACAGAAGUAUCCAUCUUUUGAUAAGUUGUUUCCACUCGACGCCAAACCUCAGGGAGGAGGAGGAGGUGGAGGCGGAGCCAACAAAUCGCCCAAAGCUAACAAACCUGUCGCUAAAAAUAAGCAAAAUAACAGAAAAAUAUCUAUUAAAACGUAA
This is a messenger RNA of Oppia nitens, 663 nucleotides long. RefSeq lists its product as uncharacterized. Bases 1 to 663 code for a protein of 220 amino acids. The transcript is spliced from 3 exons. The record is from RefSeq and is a predicted model, not a curated record. Lineage: Eukaryota; Metazoa; Arthropoda; Arachnida; Sarcoptiformes; Oppiidae.